Didymodactylos carnosus is the source of this 2061-nucleotide messenger RNA. NCBI's taxonomy places the organism in Eukaryota, Metazoa, Rotifera, Eurotatoria, Philodinida, Philodinidae. The record is from the annotation of a GenBank genome assembly.
AUGACGUCAUCAGAUAUUGAUAUUCAAAAGUUAUUAGAGUGUUCAAUAUGUUGUGAUUAUCUUCAGGAAGUUCGUGAAACACCCUGUUGUCAUAUUUUACUUUGUCAUUCGUGUUUAACAUCAUGGUGUAAGAGUUCAGGCUCGAAUGCCAGUUGUCCUGGAUGUCGUACAAUACUCAGUACGAAUCAGUGCAAAGAAAAUAUUCCGAUUCAACGUUUUGUCGACAGUAUGCCAUUUGAUUGUCCAUAUAAAAUCGAUGGAUGUUCAGCUCGGAUACCACGCUCAGAAUUAGAAAAACAUAAAAAAUUAUGUGAACAUCAUCCGACAAAUCUCAAAAAUGCACAAAAGACAAAGUUAACAAAAUUAAAUCAAACAAGAGAUAUGUUAGCUAAACGAUAUGACGAAUAUAAAUCGAUGAAACAACAAAAACAAAAGCAAACUGUUCGUAAACCUCUUGCAACUGAAUUAUAUGAUCUUGCCAAAAAAUUUCGUAUUGAAUGUGAAUAUAAACUGGCUCAAAAAUCGAUUCAAGAGUGUCUGGAUGUUAUGGGAAAUGACAAAGAACUUGAAGAAUUAAAUAUGAAUGCUAAAAUAGAAGCAGCAACUAUUGAAAAAUUCCUUGGGCAAUAUGAUAAAUCUCUUCAAUUAUACGCCGACGCAUUGAUGUUGGCAAAGACAAAAGUGGAAUUAAAACAAACGGUUGUCGAAUUACAAAUGGAACAAGGACAUAUUUACGUGAAAAUGGGAAAGUAUAAUGCGGCAAAUCAAGCGUAUGAAAAUGCUCUAACGACGACAAAUGAAUUUGACGAUAGACAAACAAAUAAAAUAUUAGAUAAAGCUCAAAUAUUGAAUGCAAUGGGAAUAGUGGCAAAAAAAUGUUCAGAGUAUGACAAAGCUAUUAAAGCGUAUACAGAAGCAAUGAAUAUAGUUGAUGAACAAUCGUCAUUAUGGUCUGAAAUUGUGUCAAAUUUAGCUGAUGUUCAUCGUAAAAAGGGAUCAUAUAAGGAGGCACGUGAUUUAUAUGUUCAUUCAUUGAAACAAAUGGAAGCGUUGCACGGUAGUAGUCAUCCACAAAUUGCCGAUAUUUACAAUAAUUUGGCUAUGUUAGCCAAGAAAGAAGGAAAAUAUUUGGAAGCUCUGGGAUACUUGAAAACUGCCUUAAAAAUAGGAAAACAUUUUUAUGGUGCACAACAUCCAUCGAUUGGAAUGUAUUUAACAAACAUGGGUGAUAUUUACAGAAAACAAGGAGACUAUACAAAAGCAGAAGUUAUCUAUAAAGAAGCCAUUUCAACACUAGAAAAAGCAUUAGGUCGAGAUCAUGUCGAAGUAGCUGAAGUUUUAAACUCAAUGGGUUUAGUACUGAAGAAAAGAGCAGAUUAUGCUGGUGCUGAAGAAUUGUACAAACGUGCCAUUUCAAUUAUUCAAUUAACGUUUGGAAAUCAAGAACAUUACAAACUGGGAAUUUAUUUAAAUAAUCUAGGUGAUUUAGACAGAAAACGAAAUAGAUUUGACUCAGCAUUAUCAACUUAUGAACGUGCUUUAAAAUCGAUUGAAAAAACACUGGGAGCAGAACAUUCGGAAGCAGCAGAAAUCAUGCACAACAUUGGGCUAGUUAAACAUCAAUUAGGUGAUUACAGCGAAGCUUGCAAACUGUACGAGUCUGCCAUGGCUAUAAUAAAACAAGAGUUUGGAGAUAAACACUACAAGUAUGGAAUGUAUAUCAACUCGAUGGGUUUGAGUUUAGCUAUGAUGGAUGAUUACUCCCGCGCAUAUGAUGCUAUGAAACAAUCAUUACAAAUAUUACUUCAAACAUUGGGUCGUGAUCAUAUUGAAGUGUGUGAUGUUUACGCAAGUUUGGGCGACGUUUGCAUGAAAUUGGUGGCAGAAGGUAAAGAAAAAGAAAAACAAACAAAAUUAGACGAAGCAAAGAAAUAUUAUACGGAAUCAUUGAGAAUCGUACAGGGAACGUUUGGCGAAGAACAUACAAAGACGAGACAAUUUCAAUCACUCUUGUAUAUCGUUGACAACUAUAUGGAAUUAGCAUUUAUGGGAACAGGAUAA